Messenger RNA from Penicillium vulpinum, 1062 nucleotides. RefSeq lists its product as uncharacterized. The transcript has a single exon. Lineage: Eukaryota; Fungi; Ascomycota; Eurotiomycetes; Eurotiales; Aspergillaceae. The record is from RefSeq and is a predicted model, not a curated record. Bases 1 to 1062 code for a protein of 353 amino acids.
AUGAAAACCCUCAACCAAACCCGAGGAUCGGUAGAACAGGGGGACUACGGGAAGCUCGCUAUUGCCACAGCCGCCAUCCUCGGAAUCCUCACACUAGGCGCACUGACAUACUUGGUAGUGUGGUACGUUCGCCGAAGACUCCGCGCCCGACGUCUUCGUCGCCAGAACAGUCACGAGAAUGAAUUAUUCGACCAGUCCGCAGUGUCUCUGGCCGAGGACACAAGCAGGACCCUAGAUGACUUCCUCAUGAAGGAUAUCCAUCCUGAUAGGUCUUCAAUCAGGUUUAACAGAAGCCGAUCUCCAUCCAUCACCAUCGUCAUUGAUGAUGUCGACGCUGAACGCUGCAGGUCUCAGUCCCAGCCUUACCUCACAGAACGUAACACUACAACCUCUUCAUCUGCAAAUGCACACACCUUGGCACAGGUCUUGGCCCAGGAAUCCGGUUCUUAUAAUACACGGUGUGACCAGACUGAGGAGAGCAGCUCGGGACGGAGUUCAUCAAGCACGACGCCAAGAGCAUCUACCUCGUCGUCCACCGCCGCAACGGCAGGAUCCUCCCAGGCUUGGACUACGACCUCUGUUGGCACGUCGUCAAACCAGAGCCAAAGUCAGACGAGUAGCUCGGGAGAGCGUUCGUCAAGCACGACCCCAAGAGCAUCAAUCUCGUCCAUCGCCCCAACAGCGGGAUCAUCCCAGCUUUGGACUACCACCUCUGCCGGGGCUGAGACGUUUUCGCUUCUUAGCCAAUCUUCAAACUACUCGCACCGCCCUCAAAGCUCCACUGCCCCAUCGACUGCCCGCAGCUCACAGGUAUAUACACGCCGUUCGAAUGCUGCUUCUGGUGCAUCAAGUCGUCCGUCUAGUAUGGUCUUGGCGUCUGCAUCCCGCAUGUUCAAUGAGGCAGAAACUGCUCGGAUGGCGCACUCGAGAAAUAUCGACUCUGUUGAUUCAAUGAAUUCUACUUCUCCUAUUUCUCCGGUGUUGGUAGAUGUUUCGGCUGAAAAUGAUGUACUCCAAUGGACUUAUGUUCCCCCGGCUCCCUAUCCUUUCAGUCAGCGCUGA